Molecule: messenger RNA, 1722 nt
Organism: Aspergillus melleus
Lineage: Eukaryota; Fungi; Ascomycota; Eurotiomycetes; Eurotiales; Aspergillaceae
Gene: ECM39
Product: dolichyl-P-Man:Man(7)GlcNAc(2)-PP-dolichol alpha-1,6-mannosyltransferase
Exons: 3
Coding region: 1-1722 (573 amino acids)
Biological process (GO): protein N-linked glycosylation
Cellular component (GO): endoplasmic reticulum membrane
Molecular function (GO): alpha-1,6-mannosyltransferase activity
Source: RefSeq, a predicted model, not a curated record
AUGGGGCGAAUUGACGCUGUGUAUGCGCUACUCUGCUUUAUCCUCCCCGUCUUGGUCGGCCUGCAUUUGUAUGUCGCGCCCUAUACCAAGGUUGAGGAGUCUUUUCACAUCCAGGCCAUUCAUGAUCUGCUCGCCUUUCAGCUGCCCACUCGCAAUGUCGCAGAGACGCUGCGCGCUGAGUAUGAUCAUUUCACUUUCCCCGGGGCUGUGCCUCGGACGUUUGUCGGCGCCGUGACGCUCGCCGGGCUGUCGCGGCCAUUCAUCUGGUUGAACGCGAAUGUUGACCGGCAAUUCCUGGCUCGAGCACUUCUCGGCCUGCUCAAUUCCUCAUCGCUGCUGGCGUUCGCAUCCAGCAUGCGACGGGCCUUUGGCAAACCGGCGGCCAUGUGGUAUCUGCUCUUCCAGACCAGCCAGUUCCAUGUCCUCUUCUAUGCCUCGCGAACCCUGUCCAACAUGUUCGCCUUUGGCCUCUCCACCCUGGCGCUGAGCUACCUGCUUCCCGUGCCAGUAUCGCCGCGGGCGUACCAGAAACGCUGUCGCACGGCGCUGUUCCUGUUGACGCUGGCGGGCAUCAUCUUCCGCUCGGAGCUGGCGUUGCUGCUGGGCACCAUCACCAUCUUCCUCUACCUCACCGGCCGCGUCGAGAUCCGACGAGACAUCAUCCCCGCUGGGGCCCUCGGACUCCUACUGGGUCUCCUCUUCACCGUCGGCGUGGACUCCUUUUUCUGGCAAGAAUUCCCCCUGUGGCCGGAAUUCGCCGCCUUCAAGUUCAACGUCCUCGCCGGCCAAGCCUCCGCCUGGGGCACGCACCCCUGGCACUUCUACUUCACCAACGCCCUUCCUCGCCUCCUCCUCAACCCGUCAACCUUGCUGGCCAUCCCUCUUGCCUUUACACUCCCCUCCACCGCGCGCUCCGCCCAGCUCCUCACUGUCCCGUCCCUCGCCUUCCUCGCCAUCUACAGCUUCCAGCCGCACAAGGAAUGGCGCUUCAUCGUCUACAUCAUCCCCGCGCUGACAGCCACCGCCUCCCUCAGCGCCUCCUACGCUUGGACGCACCGCGCCAAAUCCCUCAUCCCGCGCCUCCUCUCUCUCUUCCUACUCCUUACCACCGCCCUCUCCUUCCUCCUCUCCACCUUCGUCCUCCUCCCCGCCUCUGCAGCCAACUACCCCGGCGCGCUGGCCCUACACGCCCUCCAUCGCCACGCUGAUAACACCCAACCCGUCAUCUUCGUCCACUUGGGAAACCUCGCCUGCCAAACUGGCAUCACUCGCUUCCAACAACUCCCUGGCCGUGUCUCCUUGUCCCACUCCGCGUGGGCCUACGAUAAAUCCGACUCCGCGGACCCUGCCGUCCUCACUGAGAACCCAUACAGCUUCUGGUCUCGAUUCGACUACGUCCUCGUUGAGCCGGGAGAGGAGGAAGAUCGACUUCGUGCUGUCUCCUCCCCUUCCUCCUCCAUGUCCCAAGAUGCGAGUAGCGGAAGUGGUAUUCCCCUAACCUGGACCGAAAUCGACACAAUCCCAGGAUUCGCAGGCCUCCGGAUUCUUCGACCCGGUGAUGAACCAAGUGACAUCGAACUCGGGGUAUUGAGGUCUUGGUGUGGAGAGGCGUGUGGGGAAGUGUGGUUGUUCUUGAGAGAUAUGGUGAGAAAACUUGCGAGGGGCUGGUUUGUUGAGGUUCGGGUUGAGCCGAGGGUGCGAGUUUUGGGGAGGGUUUAUUAG